Messenger RNA from Thyridium curvatum, 1431 nucleotides. RefSeq lists its product as uncharacterized. Gene Ontology annotation, cellular component: eukaryotic translation initiation factor 3 complex; cytoplasm. Gene Ontology annotation, biological process: translational initiation. The coding region runs from base 1 to 1431 and encodes 476 amino acids. The transcript has 3 exons. The record is from RefSeq and is a predicted model, not a curated record. Gene Ontology annotation, molecular function: translation initiation factor activity. NCBI's taxonomy places the organism in Eukaryota, Fungi, Ascomycota, Sordariomycetes, Thyridiales, Thyridiaceae.
AUGAGCGCUUUCCAGAACGGCGUCACGCCGGUGCGGGCCAUGAACGACGACAGCGAUGUCGAGGAGGAGGCCCUUGUCGCCGAGUACAAGGAGCAGGUUCAGUACGAUGACGGAGAGGAGCUGGAGCAGGUCUCUUCUCUGACGAUGGCCCAACAAGCCGACGAUAUCCAGUCUCGGCUCGUAGCUGCUGCCCAACCCCUCGACUUCUCCGCGCCUCUCGAGGUCAAGUUCCAGAGCUAUGAUUCCUACUGCAGCUUGUUCCACUUUAUUCUCAACUCGGAGGGACCUGUCGACUUGGAGCCGCCUUCGUACUACUGGGCCUGGGACGUCAUCGAUGAGUUCAUCUACCAGUUCAACUCUUUCUCAUCCUACCGAAUGCGCAUUGCGAGGCAAGCGAACAAUGAGGAGGAGAUGCAGAUUCUACGAGAGAACCCCAACACCUGGGGCUGCUACAGCGUCCUGAACGUUCUCUACUCCCUGAUCCAGCGAUCGCAGAUCACCGAACAACUUGCGGCGAUGAAGCGCAACGAGGAUCCCAUGUCCGUGGCCGGAGAGUACGGCUCCAAGAACCUGUACCGCAUGCUCGGCUACUUCUCCAUCAUCGGUCUUCUCCGGGUCCACACUCUGCUUGGAGACUUCAGCUUGGCUCUGAAGACGCUCGACGACAUCGAGCUGAACAAGAAGGCCAUGUUUGCCAGGGUUAUGGCCGCCCACUUCACCACGUACUACUACGUGGGAUUCUCCUACAUGAUGAUGCGCCGCUAUGCCGAUGCCAUCCGCAUGUUCAGCCACAUCCUGGUCUAUGUUUCCAGGACAAAGAACUUCAACAAGAACGCCCAGUACGACUCCAUCACCAAGAAGAACGACCAGAUGUAUGCCCUGAUCGCCAUCUGCGUCGCCUUCCACCCCACGCGUCUCGAUGACACGAUCCACACGCAGAUCCGGGAGAAGUACGGCGAGCAGCUCCUCAAGCUGCAGCGCGGCGGCCCCGAGUCGCUGCCCGUCUUUGAGGAGCUCUUCAGGGCUGCGUGCCCCAAGUUCAUCUCCCCCGUGCCCCCAGACUUCGACCACCCGGAGGCCAACGUCGACCCCGUCGAGCACCAUCUGUCCAUCUUCAUGGACGAGGUCAAGACCAACAUGUGGAACCCGACCGUCAAGUCGUACCUGCGCCUGUACACCACCAUGGAUCUCAAGAAGCUCGCUGGUUUCCUCGAGGUCAAGCCGGAGGAGCUUCGGUCAUUCCUGAUGGUCACCAAGCAGCACACCAAGCAGCUGAGGUGGACCGACAACGGCCUGCUCGACGGCGAAUGGGUCAACGUCAGCGACCUCGACUACGCUAUGCAAGGUGACCUGAUUCACAUUUCCGAAGCAAAGGUGGGACGGAAGCUGGUUGAUUGGUACCUCCGGAACCUCUCUCGGACCUACGCCUAG